AGAAUGUGUUUGUUUGAACUAUGAUGUCAUAGGACCAAAGGCCUUUGAUAUUUUGAGAGCUGUUGAGACCUUGUUAAACUCACACUCCUGGCAGUGACCGAGGACACAUACCACAGCUGGUUUAAGAAGAGCAAGGUCAAAUCCAAGUUACUUUAAUCCUAGUUUCAAUUUAUUCACUUCUUCACAGUGGGAAAAAUGAAUAACCAUAAGGAUAAAGUUAAAGGAGGGAGUUGUUUUCCUAUGAUAGAAUGUAAAAAGACAGUUUCAAAGAAAAGAUUCAACAGACACAUGGAGAACCUUGAUGAGUUGUUGGGAGAAAAGAGGGAGAAGAAGGUGCCAACCUACAAAAAGAAGGAGCUCAAUCCUCCAGAGGAGACCUCAAAUAAAGGGGUGGAGAAAGAGAUAGAGGUGCCAACCUACAAAAAGAAGGAGCUCAGUCCUCCAGAAGAGACCUCAAAUAAAGAGGUGGAGAAAGAGAUAGAGGAGGAGAUAGAGGAGGAGAUAGAGGAGGAGAUAGAGGAGGAGAUAGAGGGGGAGAUAGAGGAGGAGAUAGAGGAGGAGAUAGAGGGGGAGAUAGAGGGGGAGAUAGAGGAGGAGAUAGAGGGGGAGAUAGAGGGGGAGAUAGAGGAAAUAAGCCCCAAGUGUGAACUUAAGAAGAAAGCCAAAGAUGGGCACCAGCAGUCUCAGAUCCAGAAAGAGGUCUGUCAGUCAGACCAGCCUCUGGCUUUUGAAACUGCUCCAGACGACCUGAAAAGGGAGGAAAGAUCAAGCUCUCCGCAAGCUCCAGGGGACGAGCAAGAUGAAGCGCUUGCGCUCAUGCAGGAUAUGGUGUGUGAUAUGAUGCAGACUAUUAAACAGCAGAAGCAGCGUGAAUCUGAGCUUGAAGCAACAGUUACUGAUUUGAACGAUGAGCUUCAAGAGCAAGACGAGAUUGUGACCAAUCUCACGAAAGCCCUUCAUCAAGCAAAACUGAAUCAAGACCAGGAGAUUGAAUCCCUGAUUCUCAACUUUCAGACACAACAGGAUGAAAACGAUGACACACAUAAGUUGAACGAAACACUGUCCUCUGAGAACAGAGGUUUGAAGACCAAGCAAGAGGAGCUGCAGGAGCAAAGUGUGAAAGCAUACGAGGAGAUUCAAUUCCUGCAAGGCACUAUUGAAAAUCUUCAAAGGGAGAUUGGAGACAAAGACAAAGCGUCUUCUUCAGCAAAGGACGAAGUCCACCAGUUGUCCUCAGACCUGAAGAAAGAACAAGCUAAAACCAGCUCUCUCCAGAGGGACCUUGAGGCCGCUGUGUGCCAGCAGCGAAAGCAAGAAGAAGAACCGGAGCGUCUGGCCUGUGAAAACAAACGGCUGCAGGGUGAACUUCAAGCUGCCCUGAAAGAGAUCCAGCGGAAUGUAAAAAAUGAAAAGAAACAAAGGUUUAAGGAGGAAACUCUCACAGACAAAGUGGAUGAUCUGUUGAAGUCACAGAAAGAGCUUCAGCUGUGCAAAACACAGCAGAGUCAUCAAAUCCAUGAACUGACAGCUGAGCUUGAGAGCAACAAGACCACAAUAGAGAAACUCACGAGUGAUCUGGAGGAGAGCCUCAUUCAGCAGAAACAGAAGAACACACAGCUGAAGCCAAGUCUGCAGGAGAAAGAGGAAAUUGAGUCAUUGUGCCUCAAUAUUCAGAACCUACAGAGCGAAGCUGAGCACAAAGACAUCACAAUCUCUGUGCUGCGGAAGAAAAACCACCAGCUGGCUUCAGACCUCCAUGAGGAACAAGCUAAAAACAGUUCCCACCAGAGAGACCAUGAGGCCGCUGUGUGCCAUCAGCGAAAGCAAGAAGAAGAACCGGAGCGUCUGGCCUGUGAAAACAAACGGCUACAGGGUGAACUUCAAGCUGCCCUGAAAGAGAUCCAGCGCAAUGUAAAAAAUGAAAAGAAACAAAGGUUUAAGGAGGAAACUCUCACAGACAAAGUGGAUGAUCUGUUGAAGUCACAGAAAGAGCUUCAGCUGUGCAAAACACAGCAGAGUCAUCAAAUCCAUGAACUGACAGCUGAGCUUGAGAGCAACAAGAUCACAAUAGAGAAACUCACGAGUGAUCUGGAGGAGAGCCUCAUUCAGCAGAAACAGAAGAACACACAGCUGAAGCCAAGUCUGCAGGAGACAGAGGAAAUUGAGUCAUUGUGCCUCAAUAUUCAGAACCUACAGAGCCAAGCUGAGCACAAAGACGUCACGAUCUCUGUGCUGCGGAAGAAAAACCACCAGCUGGCUUCAGACCUCCAUGAGGAACAAGCUAAAAACAGUUCCCACCAGAGAGACCAUGAGGCCGCUGUGUGCCAUCAGCGAAAGCAAGAAGAAGAACCGGAGCGUCUGGCCUGUGAGAACAAACGGCUACAGGGUGAACUUCAAGCUGCCCUGAAAGAGAUCCAGCGCAAUGUAAAAAAUGAAAAGAAACAAAGGUUUAAGGAGGAAACUCUCACAGACAAAGUGGAUGAUCUGUUGAAGUCACAGAAAGAGCUUCAGCUGUGCAAAACACAGCAGAGUCAUCAAAUCCAUGAACUGACAGCUGAGCUUGAGAGCAACAAGACCACAAUAGAGAAACUCACGAGUGAUCUGGAGGAGAGCCUCAUUCAGCAGAAACAGAAGAACACACAGCUGAAGCCAAGUCUGCAGGAGAAAGAGGAAAUUGAGUCAUUGUGCCUCAAUAUUCAGAACCUACAGGGCCAAGCUGAGCACAAAGACGUCACGAUCUCUGUGCUGCGGGAGAAAAUCCACCAGCUGGCUUCAGACCUCUAUGAGGAACAAGCUAAAAACAGUUCCCACCAGAGAGACCAUGAGGCCGCUGUCUUCCAGAACCAAAAACUGUCUUCUGAGGUGGGCAGGCUGCAGGCUGAAGUCCAGGCCAACGCUCUGCUCCAGCUCAUCAACAACCAAUACAAGGCUAACGAGGCAGAGUGCGACAGACAAGUAGCAGAGCUCCAAGAUGCUCUCAGAGAGGAGAGGAGAAGGAAGUCUGAGCUGCAGCGCAGACUCAAUGAAAGGAACUUGGAUCUGGAGAGAGAAAGCACCUCCAGGAGGAAAGAGAACAUAAAGAGCCAGAUAGAGAAGCAAAAAUUAGUCGACACUCUUCAGGAAGCUGAGCUGAGUAACACCUUGUACUCAAGACAACAGACGGAGUUAUACGACGGCCAGAAGAACUAUAACCUUCUCAACGACAAUCCCAAGCUGUAUAACGAACAAGGCUGCUUGCAGUUAGGAUAUUACAAUCCCAGCAGCACCAGUGACCCAAGACCAGGAUCCUUUUAUACAUACAGAGUCCCCAUUCCCCAUAUCCCUUCAAUCCAAACUCCCCCAACAUGUUACCCCAAAACAAACACACCACGAGCACCAGUUAAUUUCCACAACAAAUACAUUUAAAGAGAGACGGACCCCAACGUAAGGAGGGCACUACAGGGACUCUACUAAUCAGAGAUACCCAACCUCAGUCGAUUGAUCAUACCAAAAGCUAGUAAUAGAAAAAAUAAAUUUAUUGAAACUUUUCA
Messenger RNA from Notolabrus celidotus (New Zealand spotty), 3530 nucleotides. RefSeq names its product trichohyalin-like. The transcript has a single exon. The record is from RefSeq and is a predicted model, not a curated record. Lineage: Eukaryota; Metazoa; Chordata; Actinopteri; Labriformes; Labridae. Bases 289 to 3405 code for a protein of 1038 amino acids.